Loa loa (African eye worm) is the source of this 1242-nucleotide messenger RNA. Its product is annotated as CBR-ACY-4 protein. Gene Ontology annotation, molecular function: adenylate cyclase activity. The record is from RefSeq and is a predicted model, not a curated record. Gene Ontology annotation, biological process: cAMP biosynthetic process; adenylate cyclase-inhibiting G protein-coupled receptor signaling pathway; intracellular signal transduction. NCBI's taxonomy places the organism in Eukaryota, Metazoa, Nematoda, Chromadorea, Rhabditida, Onchocercidae. Gene Ontology annotation, cellular component: plasma membrane. The transcript has 9 exons. Bases 1 to 1242 code for a protein of 413 amino acids.
AUGAAUCUUAUUGGCUUAUUUGUUUACUAUCCAACCGAAAUUAUACAACGGAAAACUUUUCAUGAAACAAGGAAAUGUGUGGAACGACGAAUUUUGUUAUUACGGGAAAAUAUCAGACAAGAAGAUAUUUUAUUAUCAGUACUUCCACGACAUAUUGCCAAUGAUGUUCGGAAGGAUAGAGCUUUAGAAGGACAAUCAGCAACAAUGUUUCAUAAAAUUUAUAUACGGAAACAUGAUAUUAUCAGCAUACUUUUUGCGGAUAUUUGUGGUUUUACUAAUUUGGCAUCGGAAUGUAACGCGGAUGAAUUGGUGCAAUUGCUAAAUCAUCUCUUUGCGCGUUUUGAUCAUUUAGCAUACCGUAAUCAUUGUAUGAGAAUUAAAAUUCUUGGUGAUUGUUACUAUUGCGUUUCCGGUUUACCGGAUUAUCAGGCAAAUCAUGCACAAUGUGCAGUUGAAAUGGGAUUAGAAAUGAUUGAAGUAAUUAAAUUAGUACGGGAAGUAACCGGCGUCAAUGUAGACAUGCGAGUUGGCAUUCAUACCGGUCGAGCUCAUUGCGGUGUACUUGGCCUGAAAAAAUGGCAAUUUGAUGUAUGGAGCGAUGAUGUCACUUUGGCAAAUCAUAUGGAAAGCGGUGGAUUACCCGGACGUAUUCAUAUAACCGAUGCAACUUUAAAAUGUUUGGGUGGUAUUUAUCAAGUUGAGGAAGGUUACGGUGAAAAACGUUCGAAGUAUUUAGCUGAGCAUAAAGUGAAAACAUAUUUCAUCGUUGAUGAUGAUAGUAAACAUACGGAAAUAACAUCACGUAGAGAUAUACCACUUGGUGAAAAGGCUUACGUGUUACUGGUUACAGUCAUAAAAUGCGCAAAUAAACGUUGGGAAAAUGUAACGCCAAGGCGAUCAAUAUCACGUCAUGAACAACAACAACAAGAACAACAACAAGAACAAGAACAACAACAAAAACAACAAAAACAACAACAGCAAGAACGACAACAACAACAACAACAGCAAUCUGUGGAUGUUGAAGUUGAUAAUUAUUUAAUGCAAGGUAUUCGAGCAAUCAGUAAGGAUGCAUGGAAAAAUAUGUAUUGCAAAAGGGUUACAUUAAAAUUUCGGCGUAAAAAAAUGGAAACUAAGUUUAUGGAAUUCAAAGAUGAUGCAUUUCUCAUCCAACUAAUGUAUGUAAUUGUUAUCGCUGGCCUACUACUAUCCGCAAUAUUACUCCUUGAAGAUCACAGGAAUUAG